Messenger RNA from Danaus chrysippus (African queen), 960 nucleotides. Lineage: Eukaryota; Metazoa; Arthropoda; Insecta; Lepidoptera; Nymphalidae. The record is from the annotation of a GenBank genome assembly.
AUGCUGCGAUUAAGAACUUUUUUGCUUGCUCUGGUUGUGUUUUUAGCAACAUGGACUGCCUCGAAUGGUCAGAUUCAUCCACCGUCACCCUCACCAACCACAACCACGGCAGCAACAAAGGGCAGUUUCUGGCAGGGUUUUCUGGCUGCUCUGUCCGUCGUGAUUGUGUCAGAACUUGGAGAUAAGACGUUCUUCAUAGCUGCCAUCAUGGCUAUGAAGCACCCAAGGGUUAUAGUAUUCGCUGGUGCUAUAUCAGCACUGGUAUUCAUGACGGUGCUAUCAGCAGCAUUCGGCUGGAUAGCGACAGUCAUACCCCGAAUAUACACUCAUUAUAUAAGCGCAGCCCUAUUCGCUAUAUUCGGCUUGAAGAUGUUGAGGGACGGAUGGAAGAUGGACCCGAAUGAAGGGCAGGAGGAAUUGGAUGAGGUCCAGAGCGAAUUGAAGAGGAGAGAGGAUCAGGCCCCCAAAAAAGAGCCUUCGCCCGAAGAUGGUACGGCAUCAGAAAGGUCCCAAAGCCCGGGGCCCUCUAGGAGCCCCGAAGUAGAGGCCUCCGGGCCCCCAGUGGUGGCCGUGGAGCCUAAAGCGGGCCCCUCGGCAAAAACCGAAUCGUUGAGGGAGGAUAAAGAAGAAACUGUAGAUAUGUUGGAGCAGGGUCAAGCUGAGAAUAGAAGGAAGAGAAGGAAUGCUAUAUUGAAGAUUCUUCUACAAGCUGCUAGUUUGACGUUCUUAGCUGAAUGGGGCGAUAGGUCCCAAUUAGCGACUGUGGUGUUAGCAUCAAGGGAAGACGCGGUAGGAGUGGUUGUGGGGGGCUCCCUAGGUCACGCUCUAUGUACCGGACUAGCUGUUAUAGGGGGGAGAAUGGUUGCGCAGAAGAUAUCAGUCAGAACUGUUACAAUAAUCGGUGGUCUAGUGUUCCUGUUCUUCGCAGUCGGUGCCCUCAUCAUGGGUCCCGGUGAAUGA